AUGGACGAUGGCAGCAUCUCUGCGCUUAACGAUGAUGUGCUCGAUCUCAUUGUAGAGGCGGCUUCUCACCUCCAGGCAAUCCCUGCUCUCUCCAGAACGUGCCGAAGAAUAAGGCUGCGCUGCCUGCCGAGUCUUUGUAGGGAAUUCAGCUUGCGAUCGCCCGUCCCCAUCGCAGCUAGAGGAUUUGUGCCCGAAGCACUGCGUCCAUAUGUCAGCAUCCUCCACUUCAACGACCGCUGCGGAGAUAUACCUCGUGAAGAAGAUCUGCGAGACGCACUCGAGCGUGACCUGCGUUUCACCACCGACCCUCUCUUAUGUGCAGUGUACAGUACGCCCUUCUUCGCUACUGCACUUGAGAGCAUGCCCCGGCUGCACACUUUGUCGUUUAACCUCCACCGGCUGCCAAUCCACGGCAUCCCGUGGUCGGUUGUGCAAAUGAUCCUCGCCCUCCCCACCCUCAGAAACCUCACAAUCAAUGGUCAUCGGAUUGCUCCCAGCCUACUGCCACAGGAGGAGCUCGUUCUUGACCGUUGCGCACCUCUUACCUCCUUCCAGCACACCAUGUCCGAUUAUCGUCGGUGGCGAAAGCAGGACUAUCCAGACGAGAGGCAAGCGCUCCUACUUGUUCUCAAUAGGACCCACGCCACCCUCGAAACAUUGACGCUUGUGACGGAGUUGUCGCCUCUCGACGAAGUGUUCACUGCACUCGAGUGGCCGAACCUCCGCGAAUUACGCCUCCGCGGCGAGCGCAAGGCGAUCGGAGACUCUUCACUCCCAUUUAUCAGCCUAUUUGCAAACGUGCCCCGCCUACGACAUAUAGAACUGAAGCUCGCGCAACCCAAGGGCGUCGAUCCCCAGCUGUUCUGGCCGCCUGGCCACGAUAUCGUGGAGUGGCCGUGGCCGAAUCUCCGUCAUCUCACGCUCUCUUGUCCACACGUCGACGACCAAAUCCACGGCGCCCUUCCGCCGACACUCGAGAGUCUCGCGUUGUGUUAUACCCCUCAUAUGAUUCAUAGUGUAUGGAACGGCAGGGGCAUGCGCUGUCAGUGGCCACUCGUGAGUUCUUCGGAGAUGCUGCAGAUUUUACGACGGUGCCGCUGCCCGCGUCUCACCAGUCUGGAGUUGGAGUAUCGCGAGGACGAGGCCAACACGGAGCUCAUGCAGCAUAUCGGCGCGUCGUAUCCUGCCCUGACCUCAGUCAAGUUGCUCAGGUACCGUGCGGUUGAUGAUGCUGAGGCCGGCCCAUUGGUGAGUUCACGAUGUUUCAUCUUCGACUCCAGGUACCGUUCAGCGCUAACACAAUGCCCGGGUCGUCCACAGGAACCACUCCUCCGCAUGAUGGGAGCGCAUCCACGUCUACAGCACAUAUGUCUCCAUCUGGACCACCCGGACACCACUGCGUCCUUCUACUAUCCAACGGGAUAUAAAUACGAUAUCGCGGAGGACAUAACUCGGCUGGAGUCUUACUUGGCGUUGACACAGUCGCUUGCGGACAGUCUAGCGGGGGCAUCAAGCCCGUCACUGGAGACGAUCACGCUCUGGGCUCCACACUGCUACUUCCCGUACUCCUGGUUCUGGGAGAAAUUCGUCGUCAUCCGAGACGAGACCACGGGCGUCGGUGUGCGCGCUGAGGCCGUCAACCCGCGCAAGCGUGAUUGA
Molecule: messenger RNA, 1659 nt
Organism: Trametes versicolor FP-101664 SS1
Lineage: Eukaryota; Fungi; Basidiomycota; Agaricomycetes; Polyporales; Polyporaceae
Exons: 2
Coding region: 1-1659 (552 amino acids)
Biological process (GO): SCF-dependent proteasomal ubiquitin-dependent protein catabolic process
Cellular component (GO): SCF ubiquitin ligase complex
Source: RefSeq, a predicted model, not a curated record